AUGACUUCUCUACUAUCACAUCUGGUAGCUCUUGCAUUUUUCAUAUCCUUUAUUCUUUUAUUUUCGUCAGCAUCUUCAAAUGAAGAAAGAAAGGUAUAUAUUGUGUAUAUGGGAGCUCAACACUCAUCUCAGUACCCAACCUAUGAACUCCAUCUUAAUUUGCUUAAAGAAAUUUUUGUGAACUGCUCGCCUAGUGAGUCUUUGGUGUAUAGUUACCAGAGGAGUUUUAGUGGAUUUGCUGCCAAACUUUCUAUAGACGAGGCAGAAAAAUUGAACGACAUGGAGGGAAUAAUUUCAGUGUUUCCUAGUAAAACCCUGAAGCUUCGCACGACGAGAUCAUGGGAUUUCCUUAACUUCUCGCAGAGAGUAAACAGGAAUCCUACACUGGAAAGUGACAUCAUCAUUGGAAUGAUUGAUACCGGAAUCUGGCCGGAAUCUAAAUCCUUCAGCGGUCAGGGAUUGAGACCUCCACCGAGGAAAUGGAAGGGUGCUUGCGUAAAUAUGACAUGCAACAAUAAAAUCAUCGGGGCGCGCUAUUACAAUAGCUUAGGUGAUUACAUGUUUAGCGAGCCAUCGCCACGCGACUUUCAAGGUCAUGGGACUCACACAGCUUCCAUCGCUGCCGGUCGAACAGUCUCCCAUGCCAGCCUCUACGGCCUCGCCAAGGGCAUGGCUAGGGGGGUCGUGCCGUCAGCGAGGCUCGCGGUGUACAAGGUGUGCUGGUGGUUCGGGUGCACCGAUCAAGACAUCUUGGCGGCAUUUGACGAUGCAAUCUCAGACGGUGUCGACAUCAUCUCCCUGUCUGUCGCCUAUGCCAUCGCCGCGGAUUACUUCCAAGACUCGAUAGCGAUUGGCGCCUUCCAUGCCAUGGCAAACGGGAUUUUGACGUCGACAGCCGCAGGGAAUGCAGGGCCAUACCGUGGCACGGUCAGCAACGUGGCACUGUGGACGUUGGUGGCGGCGGCGAGCAGCAUCGAUAGGCACAUCAUUGACAAGGUGGUCACCGGAAAUCAUGUGUCCACUUUGGGAGCUUCUGUGAACACGUUUGCGACAAAAAAUAGGGAUGAUCAUCCCUUGAUCUACAUGCAGGGAAAUGCAACUAUUUUACCAGGGGAUUGCACUGCUUUGCCAGAUAUAAACAUGGUGAAAGGGAAGAUUGUUCUCUGCAAAAAUCCUGUGGCUAACAUCCACAAAAGUGAAGAAGUUUUUGACUCCGAGGCUCCCCUGGUUGCUUCGUUCUCAUCGAGAGGCCCAAACACCAUCACCCCUGACAUCCUGAAGCCUGAUAUAAGUGCUCCAGGAAUUGACAUUUUGGCCGCCUGGUCACGGGUUGCACCAGUGUCAGGCAUCAUCAACGACACAAGGGUCGUAAAGUACAACAUAAUCUCGGGCACUUCCAUGGCUUGUCCCCACGUAACCGGCGUCGCCGCCUACGUCAAGUCUUUCCACCCAAAUUGGUCGCCGGCAGCCAUCAUGUCGGCGCUCAUGACGACAGCCAAACCGAUGUUUCCUUCGGCCCGCCAAGACGAAUUAUCGUAUGGAGCCGGGCAACUGAACCCGGUGAAGGCCGUCGACCCAGGUCUUGUCUAUGACGCUGGUGCCAGUGACUACGUGCAAAUGCUCUGUAACUCGGCCUACAACGAAACCAUGAUCAAGAUGGUCACCGGCGACGCCAGUUCCUACUCUGGCAGCAGCAAAGGAACGGCGAGGGAUCUCAAUUACCCUUCCAUGGCCUUACAUGUUCAGUCCGGCAAAGCCUUCGCCGCGAAGUUCUUGAGAACAGUGACCAACGUCGGCGGCGCCCGACGCUACAGGUACAAGGCGGAGGUCUGGGCUGAUCACUGA
Molecule: messenger RNA, 1845 nt
Organism: Zingiber officinale
Lineage: Eukaryota; Viridiplantae; Streptophyta; Magnoliopsida; Zingiberales; Zingiberaceae
Product: subtilisin-like protease SBT4.3
Exons: 10
Coding region: 1-1845 (614 amino acids)
Biological process (GO): proteolysis
Molecular function (GO): serine-type endopeptidase activity
Source: RefSeq, a predicted model, not a curated record